GGAACAACCACUUUUCUCAUCCCGCAUUGUGGACCCCGGCCUAUCGGUUGAUAUAAGGCCCGUGGGUCACAAGCGACAUACUCCCUCCCUCCUCCAUCAUGUUCGCCAGGUUGCGACCCCUUCUUCUCCUCCCGACCCUUGUCGCAGCCGUAGAUAGGGGUCUCUUCACCUCGUCCGUCACGUAUUGCGAACCCCCCGAAACGCUCCUCGUCCAGCAAUUCGACAUCAAGUACACGACCGCCAACCAAUCCAUAACCUUUGACAUUUCCGCCGCUAGUGUCCAAGCUAAUGUCAGCGUCUCCGCAAACGUGUUGGUCAUGGUGUAUGGCAUCAAGCUGCUCAACACCACCAUUGACCUGUGCAGUAUCCUUGCGGGGGCCUUGUGUCCACUCCCUAUGUAUAAUUUCGUGGGGUCAGAUUCCAUAUCCCUCCCCGAAAAUCUCGGUGUGGUGAAUAAGAUUCCUUCGAUCGCUUUUGGCAUUCCCGACCUCGAAGCAUAUGCCCAGCUAAAGCUCGUCGAGGUUGGCACGGGGAAUAUCAAAGCCUGCGUCCAGGCGACCCUGUCAAAUGGAUGGUCUACGCAUCAGGAAAGCGUUUCAUGGGCGACCGCGGCCCUUGCAUUCUUCGCAUUGCUUGUUGGAGCCUGGCAGUCCGCGCGCACGGUCUACGGUGUGGUGCCAUACCGAUUUGUCGAGCUGCUCCACCUUUAUCAAACCAUCGCCACCACGGCUCUCUUGAGCAUCAACUUUCCCACCCUCUACCGCGCGUACGGGCUCAAUUUCGCGUGGGCCAUGGGUCUUAUCAGCUCCCCGCAUUCCAAAUUGCAGACCUCGAUCGACAACAUGCGCGCGUUGACGGGAGGUAGCCUUGCCAAUUCCUCGUCAGGCUCUGCGGUAGGGUUUGUCGAUCGGAAGCUGAGUCCGUGGAACACUGCUCUGACCCAGCCUUCGACGGGAUUCUCCACUUCGUUGGCGCAAUCUUUCUUUGCAACCGGGCCUCUUGAGUCCAACUUCUCGCUGUCACAAAUCUCGCUGAGCCAAGUACGCCAGCCGCCUGUGAGCACCGCUGUCGUCAACGAGGUCCAGACUGUCACGGACAGCUCGGCCAAUGUUCUGAAAGCGGGCUUACCGAUCUACGUCAACUCGAUCCACAUUGGGACCGCGAACACAUUCAUGACCACAUUUCUCGUCACCCUCGUCAUCAUCGCCAUCUUCAUUGCUGUGGCAGGCAUUCUGUUUGGUGUCGUGGUUGCUGCACGUUGGUCGCGAUGGGGCGGCAAGUCUCUGAGAAUGUGGUACAUUCCGUACGUGCGAUCAUGGGCUCUGCGGGUGGCGCUCGUUCUCAUUGCCCCGAUCUCGCUCUUUGCGCUCUACCAGUGGUCUUUGAAAGACUCCUGGCUAUCUAUUCUGCUCUCUGUGCUGACCUUCCUGGGAAUCUGGGCGUUUGUGCUGCACGCGGCAUUCCGAACGCUGAGACUAGCCCGAAGGGAAACAUCAGAAGCACUAGAAAGCGACCAAGCACACCUAGACUCGCACGCGUCUCUCUACGCACAGUACCGCACGGCCCGGUACUACUUCUUCCUCCUGUUCCUCGGCUCGACACUCGUCAAGGCGAUCGUACUGUCUGCUGCGCAGGACAACGGCCUCGCGCAGGUGGUGCUGUUCCUGAUCGUCGAGUUGGCCGUACUCGUCGCGAACAUCGUUCUGAAGCCAUACCGGACCCGCGGCGGGGACGUGUUCUCGACAUUCCUUGCCGUCGUGCGCGUCGUCUGCACGGGGCUGAUGCUGGCGUUCGUUGAAUCGAUCAACGUCGCCGCGAUCCCCCGAGUUGCCAUCGGGGCCGUAGCACUUGUGAUCUUCUCUGUGGCGGUGCUCAUUGUCGCCGUCAACAUCUUCCUGCACUCGGGCAUCUCGUGGCUCUGGCGUCACAGGAACGCAAGGUCGAGGAUGGCCUUGUCGUCGAGCUCGUCGCUAGACGCGGAGAAGGCCCAGAUGGAGUCGCCGAACCGGAUAGACUCGGAGUCGGCGAGCGUGCAGGGGUCUGUGCCGCGCUCUGAGGCGGGACUGAUGCAGAGUGACCACCGAUGAUGAUAUGGCAAGAUGUACGACCACGGACACUACUCACGACUGUUAAAUAGAUAUAGACACCACAACACACUCACUCGUUAGCAAAAGUUCUCUCUAAUUGCCCAUGUAUUAUCAGCAUUUGUACUUAUUUUCCGCAUCGUACACAGACCAGACAUGGAAUACCGACGUCAUGUCAGAAGCUGCGCUAACUUGGCGGAAGCCGCGACGUGCUAAAUUGACUGUGCUGAAGCUGGUUUGCCAUUUAUGUUUUUUUUUCGCAAGGUUUCUCUCUGGUCACACAAGCUCCAGAGCUCCAAAGCUUCAAGCUUCAAGCCUCGCGCCUCGCGCCUCGCGUAAUCUUUCUAGCUCAUUGAUCUCAUUCUGGAUUGCUCGCUGUGCCCAUUUCCCACGAGCCCGGACGACUGAACUACGGGAAAUACGCGCUACAUAAUUGACACAUAAUGAACCCACACUGCUUCUGCUCGGCCCAGCGCUCCCGGCCAGGAAGUUCAUUUAUGUAUGUAACUAGUGGCGUGCCUCGGAGCCUCCUUGUUUUCGCCGCACCUCCACCUCUUGCUCUUAUUUCCUCCCUGCUCUGCAACGAUGGGCCCGCAUACCCACCAUACGACUACGCCGACCCAGCCACGCACAGAAACCCAACCGCGCGAAACGCAUAUCUCUGCCAAGGCCCUCACGACUCUCCCGUUCCGUCUGUGUCACCCGCCGCCGCCGGUGGCCAAAACGAGCCGGACGUAUGGUGUUGCGCCGGCACUCCAAGUCUGCCUCGACGAUGUGUUGGAGCGCAGACAUCUGCCGCCAUUGGGUCUGAAGGAUUUCGAGGUACGAAUGUUGAUAUCCGAACAUCACACGACGACCAAAACCCCUCCCUCCCAGGAAUGGCUCCUGUACUGUGAAGACUCCGUGGAGAACCUGUACUUCAUCCUGUGGCUGAAAGAGUACACGAUCAAGCAUGCGAACUGGACGGCGGUGCGAACGGACAUGGAGCGGGGCGCAAGCGACUACCACCAUUGGCCGCUGCUCUCGUCCUCGCACCUGGCGCUUUUCUACGCACGAGCGAAACAGACGUUCUUCACGCCCAACGGGGCGUACGAGCUGCAGCUGCCGUCCGCCCUGCUCGCGCCGUUCCACGGCGUCAGCGCACCGGCGCACCCGGACCCAGCGUUGUUCGCGCCGCUGGCUGUGGAGAUCCGACGACAUCUUGACGCGAGUCUCGGGCGGUUUGUGCGGGCAGCAUGCUCAAACGUGGGGAGCCGGCGGGCACGGUGCGGGAUCGUUGCGGGCUGCACCUUCACGACUCUGCUCGGCGCAGCGCCGCUUGCAUGCGCAUUGGCCACGGGCGCGCCGCGCUGGGUACGCCUGAGCGCGUUUCCGGGGCUCUUCGUCGGGCUCGCGGUGCUUCUCGCGAGUCUCCAUGGCGUGUGUGUUGGGGUGUAUGUAUUCGGGGAUCUGCGGCAGUUGCGUGCGUUUGAGCUCACACGUCCGGCGAUUUCGCGGCCGUGUGCGAUAGAGGGACCCAGGGUGCAGCCGCCGGUGCAGGCGCAUGUGCGCAGUGUCUCGGUAGGCACGUACGCGUCAUCGUCGCUGUCGUCGCUGUCCGAUGGCUCAGACGAUACGGCGAUCCAUAUUUCACCUGCAUAUAUUGACCUGGAUCCUGUUGAAGGCCCAGCAACGAGUCCAUUGGAGACCGAACAUGUGCCGAGCAAGCCAUCCGACCCACUGACGACAACGACAGCGUCGUUCAUUCACCCGUUCGACGAGUACCCAGCAGACGACCCCCAGUUCGGUGGACCGCCACGGAUCUCAGCGCAGGACCGUCAGCAUCUUGCUGCAUUUGACUUCGACGCGCUGCCGGGUGCAAAAGCUUUGAUUGGACGGAUGCAGGCCAAAUGUAGCCCCAGCCGGGUAUCGGCCGUGCCCGCGUUCGCAGUACCGUUGACGCCAGUGCUAAGCUCGGUGAUUGUUCGCGGGCAGUGGGAGAUCGUGGUGCGGUCAGGACUAAUUGCGUUCGUGCUGGCGAUGAUAAUUUGCGGGGGACUAGUUGCUAUAUAAUAUUUUCUUGCUCACACAAAAGAUGGGAUCCCAAAUGCGAUGAAUUGCCAGAAGAGAGGUAUCGGUGAGAGUUGUUAUAGCUACAGCAUGGUUUCGUGUAAAAAGUAAAAAUGAUAUGCACCAGCACUAAAGAAAAUAACGGAGCACUCAUGCCGUGAUGGCGGCGUGGCAAGCGGUGUUCUGGGCGUCACAGUCAGAGACCUUGAACGUCGAGCUGCCCGAGUUGGCAAGGUUGGCACACUGGUUGUGCUGGACGUCGCAAGAGCGGCCGAGGGCACCAGCCUUGUUGAUGAACUCGGAGUUGUCAACAACGAAGCCCUUGGAUCCACCGACGGUCACAGGGGGAGCAGUAGCACCGCCGAGGGCACCGGUGAAGGUCUGGACGUUAGCACCGGUGGCAGCGGCAGCACCGUUGGAGGCAGCGGCAGCAGCGGUAGUAGCAGCAGGGGCAGCGGCAGCAGCGGCGGCGGUAGUGGCAGCAGCGGCGGCGGCAGUGGUGGCAGCAGCGGCAGCGGCGGGGGCGGCGGCAGCGACAGAUCCACCGGUGGAGCCAGCGACGGCGUUGCCUUGGUCAUCGACGGCGGUAACCUGGGCGAACUGGGACGAGGAACCGAAGGCUGCGUUCCAGGUGUCAGCGGCGAUACCGAACUUGAGCUGAGCAGUGGUCAAAGCGGCAACGGCGGUCUUGGCGGAAGCGCAAGUGGCCUUGGCGGUGGCGUCAGCGCCGCACUUGUUGACGAGGUUGUCACACAUGAACUGGGUGAUGAUUCCAACAGCCUGGGCGGAUCCGUGGGCGUACGCGGUCUGGUCAACGGGCUCGAACGAGGUCUCCUUGCGGUUGUCGAAGCCAACACCGAAUUUGAUCAGAGGGAGAGGGCAAGAUCCUGCCAAAUAAGAUCAGAUUCAACUGAAUGUGAAGAGAUAAAAGUCCUCACCAAAGUUUCCGGCAGCGGUCGAGGUGGCAGUGUCAACGGGAAUGGCGGCAACCAAGGCAGCGGUGGCCGCAGCACCGGCAGCAGCCGCGGGCGCUGCAGCGACGGCCACGUUUCCACCGGUGGAGCCAGCAAUGGCGUUACCCUGGUUGUCGACGGCACCGGUGUUGCGGAAGUUGGAGCUGACACCGAAAGCACCGUUCCAGGUGUCGGCAGCAAUACCGAACUUGAGGUCAGCGGCGGGCAAGGCAGAGACGGCGGUCUUAGCAGACGCGCAGGUGGCCUUAGCAGUCGCAUCAGCGCCACACUUGUUGACCAAGUUGUCGCACAUGAAUUGUUCGAUGAUGCCGACGGCCUGGGCAGAGCCGUGAGCGUAGGCAGUCUGGUCCUGGGGCUCGAAGGAAGUCUCCUUGCGGUUGUCAAAGCCCACACCGAACUUGAUCAGGGGCAGAGGGCAAGAGCCGAAGUUGCCGAACGAACCAGAGGUUCCGGUGGAGACCGCGAGCGCGGCGGUGGAGGCGGCGGUGGCAUCGGUCGCCGCGGCGGCAGCAGCAGUGGGCUGGACGGUGACCGUCACAGUGCUCUGGGGAGGGCAAGUGUCGGUGGCACCGGCGGCGGCAGCAACGGUGGUGGCAGCAGCGGCAGCGGUGGUGGCCGCGGCAGCAGCAGCGCCAGUGGCAGCAGCAACACCGGCAACGGCAGCGCUGAUCUCAGCGGCCGUGGCAUCCUCGACAAGGAGGUUCUGCGUGAAGAUGCAGCCGUUGGCGUCGUUGGCAUCGUCACAGGAGUUGCCCUUGGCGGUUGGGUCACCGAUCGUGCCGGCCUUGAAUGUGCCGGACUUGAGGGCCUGCUGAGGGUCACCGCCGAUCGAGGCGAUCUGCUUGGCGAGCUCCAGGACGAUCGCCUUGUUACCGGCGGCCGCGUUGGUGGACGCGGGGUCCUGGUGCUGCUGGACAGCGGCAAUCUCAGGGUUGGUGGCCUUCAAGCUGGUGCAGGUCUUCGAGAUAGCACCGACAGAUCCACUGUUGCGCUCCAGGGCACGGUAGAUGAGGGCAUCAGUCAUGCCCUGGAUGUCGCCCUUGGCCUUUGCGUUGGUGAAGGCCUGGUCGGCGGUCGCCUGCUGGAGGCAAG
This is a messenger RNA of Mycena citricolor, 6199 nucleotides long. The record is from the annotation of a GenBank genome assembly. Lineage: Eukaryota; Fungi; Basidiomycota; Agaricomycetes; Agaricales; Mycenaceae.